UUGCCAUCCUCAAUGAUGGUACCAUCAUGACAAUAUCAAAGGAUAGGGUGAAACCAUCUCCUCAGCCUGAUAGCUGGAAGCUGGCAGAAAUUUUUGUAACUGGAGUCAUUCUUGGUGGUUACUUGGCCAUGAUGACAGUCAUUUUCUUCUGGGCAGCAUACAAGACAAACUUUUUUCCUCGUAUAUUUGGGGUUUCAACUCUUGAAGCAACAGCUCAUGAUGACUUCAGGAAGCUUGCAUCAGCAAUAUACUUGCAAGUGAGUAUCAUCAGUCAGGCCCUAAUAUUUGUGACACGUUCUAGGAGUUGGUCUUUCGUUGAACGUCCUGGCCUUUUGCUAGUGGUGGCUUUUGUUGUUGCUCAGUUGGUUGCUACACUGACAAUAGAGGAUUGAUUUCAAUUCCUUUUUGUGAAAUCAAGAGAUCAGUUGGCUGAUGUUUUCAAU
Messenger RNA from Camellia sinensis, 443 nucleotides. The record is from RefSeq and is a predicted model, not a curated record. NCBI's taxonomy places the organism in Eukaryota, Viridiplantae, Streptophyta, Magnoliopsida, Ericales, Theaceae.